This is a messenger RNA of Mya arenaria, 1340 nucleotides long. RefSeq names its product L-proline trans-4-hydroxylase-like. NCBI's taxonomy places the organism in Eukaryota, Metazoa, Mollusca, Bivalvia, Myida, Myidae. The transcript is spliced from 10 exons. The coding region runs from base 265 to 1137 and encodes 290 amino acids. The record is from RefSeq and is a predicted model, not a curated record.
UAGUGUGUAUAAAUUGAGGUUAAUGUAAAAUAAACUCACACUUCAGUGAUAUGCAUACUAUCUGAUAUAUUUGAGAUAAAAUAUUCAUUGAACAAUAAUGAGUUUAUUUUAAAUUUACAUGAUAUAGAUGUGACGGAGAUCAAACUAGUUGUACAUGGACUUUUAAACGGAUAACACUAGUUUUACUUGAUGUUUUUAGUUUUUAGACCAACCACUAGUUUUUAACCUUUGAGUUAUCAAAAGUGUGCAUAUUCUUUCUACAAGAUGAGUCUUCGAGAUUUCAAAUAUGAGGGUGGUGAUUUCGUCAUCACAGAUGAAAUGAAAAACGCUUAUAAGGAAGAUGGCUACAUACUCGUCAGAGGUCUGUUUUCAACAGAAGAGGUGGCACACAUUGAGAAAGCAAUUAUCGAAGGACCAAUUCUAAACCACUCAUACGGGGUAGAUGACGGAGAAGGGAAGAAAGCACACAUGGUCCUCUGGAAUCACCCCGGAAAUGACGUCACUGGAAUGGUUGGUAGGUGUGAGAAAGUAGCCGGGAGUUGCGAAAAGCUGCUCGGUGGGGAGGUCUACCAUUACCAUACAAAGCUAAUGAAGAAGCCUGCGAAAGUUGGCGGCAAACACAUCUGGCACCAGGACUAUGGGUAUUGGUACAACAACGGCUGCCUGUUUCCCGACAUGAUGACCGUAUUCAUCGCCAUCGACAACUGUACAAAGCAGAACAGCUGUUUGCAGGUGCUGAAAUCAUCGCACAAAUGUGGUCGUAUCGACCACGUGAGGGUUGGGAACCAAGUAGGAGCAGAUGUCUCCCGGGUUGAUGAGAUCAGCAAGGUCUGCCCACUACAGUUUGUGGAGAUGGUGGCGGGCGAUGCCCUUUUCUUCGACUGCAACUUGCUUCACUGCAGCAGCGCCAACAUGAGCGAAGCCCGGCGUUGGGCGUUCCUUUGUGCCUACAACAAGGCAGAUAAUAACCCUACCAAGGAGCAUCACCAUCCCAGAUAUACGCCCCUUCAGAAGGUCCCCGAUUCAGCUGUGGUGGAGUGUCAGGAGUUCAAAGAUAUGAGUGGAAAGUCCUUCAAUUCCAUCACAAAAGAGACAAAAUCUCUUGAAGAAGUCAAACAACAAGAGGUGUCUAGGUAAAGGACGGUGCGAUUCUUGAAUGCAAGGAGAUCCAUGAUAUGACAGAAAAGUGGUUCCACAAACUGGGAGAUGAAACCAAUUGUGAAAAGAGUAAAACUGAAGAGGAUAAAUAACUUUGAACUAUUGAAAUGUUUUGUUUCCUUUGCCAUAUGUACCCUUCGCCUUUGAUUCCUGUUCGUUUUAAAGAUGGACUUAAGCUUGUA